AUGUUGAACAGCUUCUGGACCAUCAUUGUAGAACAAUGGCUUGAUGUAUUCGGAAGCAAACAAGUUCAUGGCUAUGAAGAAACAAAGGAAACCAAUCAAGAUACCAAAGUUUCUCCAGACAUGGCUGUACUUAUAACUCAAACCGUUCUUCAAGUAAUCCUUACCUCUAACAUAAUCAUUACCCAAAGUAGCACCUUGCCAAGCACAGGCUUUGUUGGUGACAGGAACAUUUUGAUAAGUAGGACCACGAGGAACGACAGAUUCAGUACAGUCAAGUUUCAAGUUGAACAUUUCAUUGGCUAG
Messenger RNA from Ogataea philodendri, 303 nucleotides. RefSeq lists its product as uncharacterized. The transcript has a single exon. The record is from RefSeq and is a predicted model, not a curated record. Lineage: Eukaryota; Fungi; Ascomycota; Pichiomycetes; Pichiales; Pichiaceae. Bases 1 to 303 code for a protein of 100 amino acids.